AUGAUUUAUUGUAUUGGGACGACGAAGAAGAGUCUCCCCCUCUGCCUUCUUCAAUAACUGGACUGAAAAAUGGCGGCGUCCCUGUGCCGUGUCGGGAGCACCGUGGGUCGAACCCUCGCCAAAACCCGUAGUCCUAUUCUGCUGUCUCUCAGGCGAGGACAAGCCUCCAUUAGUUAUGCACAGAGCAUCGCAGGAGCCCCUGAAACCCAACUUACUACCCUGGAAAAUGGUUUGAAGGUUGCUUCAGAGGAGACUGGACAUGCCACAUGCACUGUUGGGCUGUGGAUCAGUGCUGGUAGUCGCUAUGAGAGGGAGAAGAACAAUGGAACAGGCUUCUUCCUGGAGCACUUGGCUUUCAAGGGAACAAAGAAAUACCCCCAGACAGCUUUGGAGCAGGAGGUGGAGUCAAUGGGUGCUCACCUGAGCUCCUACACGUCUCGGGAGCACACGGCGUAUUACAUGAAGGCUCUGGCCAAGGACCUGCCCAAAGCCGUGGAGUUGCUGUCAGAGGUGGUGCAGGGCUGCUCACUGAACGAGGCAGAGAUCGAGCAGCAGAGGAAGGUGGUGCUGCGUGAGCUGGAGGAAGCUGAGGGAAACUUGCAGGACGUUUGCCUGGACCUGCUGCACUCCACUGCCUUCCAGGGAACUUCACUGGGACACAGUGUGCUGGGACCCUCUGAAAAUGCCAAGAAUUUGACCCGUCAGGACCUAAUUGAUUACGUCAACAGUCACUACAAGGCCCCUCGCAUGGUGCUGGCUGCUGCUGGAGGUGUGAACCACGACGAGCUGGUCGGUUUGGCCCAGUCUCACUUCAGUGGGGUUUCCUUUGAGUACGAGGACGAUGCUGUCCCUGUGCUGCCACCCUGCAGAUAUACAGGCAGCGAGAUCCGUAUGCGUGAUGAUGCUAUCCCUCUGGCACAUGUUGCCAUCGCUGUGGAGGGGGCGAGUGCUACUAGCCCAGACAUCGUCACUCUCAUGGUGGCCAACUCCAUCAUCGGCAGCUAUGACCUCACCUUCGGCGGUGGACCGCAUCUCAGCAGCCGCCUCGCUCGCAUGGCAGUGGAGCACAACCUGUGUCACAGCUUCCAGGCCUUUCACUCCUCCUACAGCGACACGGGGCUGUUCGGAGUUUACUUUGUCGCUGAUAAAAUGCACAUCGAGGACAUGGUUCACUGGACCCAGAACGCCUGGAUCAACCUGUGCACCACAGUGACGGAGAGCGACGUCGCCAGAGGCAAGAUCGCUCUGAAGGCCAGUCUGGUUGGACAGCUCAACGGAACAACACCAAUUUGUGACGACAUCGGCAGACACAUCCUGAACUACGGCAGACGUAUUCCUCUGGCUGAGUGGGACGCUCGCAUCGAUGCGGUGACCCCCAGGAUGGUGCGCGACGUCUGCUCUAAAUACAUCUACGACAAGUGUCUCGCCGUAGCAGCUGUCGGUCCCAUCGAGCAGGUCCCAGACUACAACAGAAUGCGCAGUGCCAUGUACUGGCUCAGGUUUUAAGACAUCCAGUGGUUUUGCUGUGUGUGUGUGUGUGUGUCCAACAUUUGCCGCUCAUCCUCCUCCCAAAACUUAACUCACUCUCCUCCUGUCGUCACUGUGAGAGUGAACACAUGAGGAUUGUCCACCCUCUGUUCACUCACACAGGUCCUCAUCAGAGGGGGAGGCUGGGGGGGUGAGAGGGAGCGAGAGGGUGGAUUAGAAUUAAAAUCAUCAUCGACACAGUACAGCCCAUAAUGAACACAGCUCGGAGUAUAUUUAUAAUUUGUGUAACAUUUGUUUCUGUCCUCUAUUGUACAUAACAGAAGCUCUCAUUCCAGCAAAAUAAAAGACUGUAAGAAGAGA
This is a messenger RNA of Solea solea (common sole), 1848 nucleotides long. It is a transcript of the gene uqcrc1, whose product is annotated as cytochrome b-c1 complex subunit 1, mitochondrial. Bases 70 to 1506 code for a protein of 478 amino acids. Lineage: Eukaryota; Metazoa; Chordata; Actinopteri; Pleuronectiformes; Soleidae. The transcript is spliced from 13 exons. Gene Ontology annotation, molecular function: metal ion binding. Gene Ontology annotation, cellular component: mitochondrion. The record is from RefSeq and is a predicted model, not a curated record.